UAUAUUGCAUGUGGACAACAUGAACAUCAGACUACUGGAACCAGAAAGAGCUCAGUAACAUUACCGAAUGCGUUUUUGCUCAGGAAUGUACGUUGACCAACUUCACUGUUUUUGCUAUUACAAUGUUAAACAACAACAGUGUGACAUAGUUAUUGCAAGCGCUUCCUUGCUCCAGCUCCAGUUAGACAGGGUACUGCGUUAGCUGUCAUGGCUGUGGAGGACAAACCUAACUCCGGAAGAAUGAAAGUUGUCCGACAUCUGAUCAACUUUGGGCUCAAUCCUGCAGCUGUAGCUUAUGCCAUGACUACACUGGGAUCUGGCAUGAUAAACAACAUAUUUAGCUUCUACUAUGUCAAACUCUUUCUUAAUAAGUACAAGAUAUCAGAGGGAGCAUUUCACCAAUCACAAGUUGUGUACAUGGUCUGGAAUGCAAUCAAUGACCCCCUCUUUGGCUACAUGCAAGAUAAUUCCAGGGUGCCCUGCUGCUCUCAGCGACGUCUCUCCAUCCUGUAUGGUGCUCCCCUCUACUCACUGGCCUUUCUUCUAGCCUGGUUCCCAUGGCAGACCUACGCCCCUGGUGACUGGUUGAGCGGCUUACAUUUGAUGGUGGCUCUGUGUGCUUUUGACGGCAUGCUGACUUUUGUGCUGCUGGCACAAUGUGCAUUGUUUGCAGAGAUUUCCAGCCACCAUCAGAGCCGACUAAGACUUGUAAAGUACAGCCAGGUAGCUUCUCUCAUUGGUUCCUCCAGUGUCCUCUUCUGUGGUGUGCUGACCAGAAACAUGGAGGACUUUGGAUCCUUCCAAGCCUUCACAGUGCUGAUUGCUAUCCUGAGCUGUGGCUGCAUGCUCUACACGGGUCUCCACAGUGAAAGCCGCUUUGAUAACAAAGGACCUGAUUUAGAUGCAAAUAAUGCUGAUAACCAGACCUCCCAUCAGUCAGCAUUUUCCUUCUCCAUGUUAAAAUCUUUGACAUGGGAAAUCAUGAGCAACAGGGACUUCCAGCUUUUUGUGUUCAUGAACUUCUUCCAGGUUUUUAUGUUAGCUUUCUUUAAUAAUUUUACCAUGAUAUUUGCUGAGCACCUUAUUCCUCCAGAUGUGCUUCCAUCAUUGGCCAAGAGCAUUAUGUACGGAGCGGGAUUCAUCUGUCCACAGCUGUUAGUAUUGAGCUGUCAGAGUCAGCUCCACACUCUUGGCUACUACAGGAUCAUCCUCUUCACCUUCUACAUAGAGGCUGCAAUGGCGGCUAUCAUGCUCACACUCGGUCCUCACCACUACUAUAUCCUGGCAUUCUUCCUCACCGUUAACAUGGUCAUAAUCCAAGCAGCCUUCAGUCUUUUUGGCUUGCCUUUGGCUGACAUCAUUGACACAGACCUGCAGAAGUACAAGCGCAGUUCCCCUCUUUCGUCUAUGGUGUUUGGGACAAAUGCACUGUUCACUAAGCCGGCUCAGUCGCUGGCCCCUAUGAUAGUUGUAAAUAUCCUCAACCAGUUUGGAUAUGAACAGCUGAAAGACGCAGGAAGGGAUUCAACCCCAAGCGCUUCGGAGAGCCUCCAACGUGUCAUGUUUUAUUUGGUGUGUGUGGUGCCCAUGUGUGUCGCUGCUCUGCAAGCCCUUGCGUGGAGGCUGUUUUCCAUGCGCAGCAGCCACACAGUUGACUUAAAGUACGUUGACGGCUAAAUUCAAUAUUUUCAGCAUUAAAAGUGAGCUGGCUCUCAAGCUGGGAUUUGGGAACAUUUGUUAUUGAUUAGAUAUGAGAUGUAAAACUAAUGUGUAAAUGUCUUUUUCAAGUCACUGAUUAUCACUGUCACUGACUGAACUGCAGCUAAUUUCUUAGAAGGCUAGUGAAAACUACUGCUCUGUUCUUAAUGGAGGAACUAUACUUGUAAAAUGAAUGUAAAUGGAAAAGUCGCUACAGAAAUUGUUGAGUGGCAUCUUGAAAUAGUCAACACACAGUUGAAAGUAGGAGUGGGUGUCCUCCAUUAAUGAUUACAGUAAGAUCCAAUAAAAAUAGCAUUAGCAUUUUAAUGUUAUAGCUUUCAAACCAAGACAAAAGCUGAACAUUACUUACUGUAGACUGACUACCUCUUCUGUAGAAGCACGUUUACAUUAUAUGGUAUCAGAAAGCGAGAUACAAAAAUGUAAAGAGCAUUAAUUUGGAUUUCUUUUUAUAAUGGAGUUUCACAUUCCAUGCUUGAUUUUGGUUGUAGGGUUAAGGGCUUUGUGGUAUUGUAUGUAUUAACAAAAAAGACGUAUUUUUUUGUCAACAUAUUCUUUUCUAUGCAUCUGGAUUGUGCAUAGUAAACACAGACUAAAACACUCUAAGAACCCUGUUUACAAUAUAUUUUGCGUUUGGGAUUUCAGUUUUUUUCCAAAUGUAAAUCACAGGCAGCACAUACAGAUUGCAAAUGUUGGCAGCAUCACAUCCAUCCUAAAAGGCUCUUGCAUGCUCAUUUUACAGUCUUUGUUUUGUUAUAUAAAAUCAAAAGAAACUAGAGCUAUUAUCUCUUAUUAACAAUUCAAGUUUUGCUUAUUUGGGGAAAAGGGGCCCCAGGUUGGUUGAGAGGCACCAAAUUGAAAUCUAAUUCCAAGCUUCAUUACAGUAAAAAAUAAGCUGACCUUUCUUUUAUCUGAAGAAACAAGGUGAAAAAUAUUCAAUUUUGAUUUCACUUUAUUGUCAAAAUGUUUUCGGAAAUGUGUCUUACGUCCCAAGAUGUACACUGUUUCACAUACAUAACAAAACACAACAUUUAAACAAACAAUAAAACAAAUAUGAAUAA
Messenger RNA from Etheostoma cragini (Arkansas darter), 2777 nucleotides. It is a transcript of the gene mfsd13al, whose product is annotated as major facilitator superfamily domain containing 13a-like. The coding region runs from base 208 to 1677 and encodes 489 amino acids. The record is from RefSeq and is a predicted model, not a curated record. The transcript has 8 exons. Lineage: Eukaryota; Metazoa; Chordata; Actinopteri; Perciformes; Percidae.